Molecule: messenger RNA, 782 nt
Organism: Hypomesus transpacificus
Lineage: Eukaryota; Metazoa; Chordata; Actinopteri; Osmeriformes; Osmeridae
Gene: med28
Product: mediator complex subunit 28
Exons: 4
Coding region: 1-549 (182 amino acids)
Cellular component (GO): mediator complex
Source: RefSeq, a predicted model, not a curated record
AUGGCUUCUUCCAUGGGUGGAAUGUUUCCCGGCCAACAACCGACUGGUCCUCACCCAGUCGGAGGUACUGGGGGGCCGGGACAACCGGGUUUACUGUCCGGUCCACCAGGAGGACGACUUCAGGGAAAUAACACUUUGGUGGAUGAUUUAGAGGCAUCUUUCGAGGCUUGCUUUGCUUCCCUCGUCAGUCAAGACUACGUUAACGGGACCGACCAGGAGGAGAUAAGAACGGGGGUUGACCAAUGUAUCCAGAAGUUUCUGGACGUUGCCAGGCAGACAGAAUGUUUCUUCCUUCAGAAAAGACUACAGUUGUCUGUCCAGAGGCCUGAACAGGUUGUCAAAGAGGAUGUAUCUGAGUUGCGGAACGAGCUGCAGAGGAAGGAGCUGUUGGUUCAGAAACACCUAUCCAAGCUGCACCACUGGCAGCAGGUGCUGGAGGAUGUGAGCGUUCAGCACCGCAAACCCACCGACUUGCCUCCCCCAGGCCCACUAGCCUUUCUGGAGCAGGCCUCUGCCAGCCUCCCUCCAGCUCCCAUGAAGCCCAACUAACACACACACACAUUCAUCUGGACAGCGUGGACACCAUCAGCUUGAACCUUCUCCACAGUAGUGAAACUCAGGAUCUUAAGUUCAGAUCUGAACACAGUGCAAAUUUACUCAAUAGUUAAUAUUAUUAUGUACAUUCUUAACUGUUUCCCUUUGAGUUGUGUAUAUAUUUCCAGUGGGAUAAUUAUAGGCCUACAUUUCUUUUUGUACUGAGAAUAAAUGAUGUGCCAUUUGUA